GCGGGGGCGGCGGGGUGGGGGUCGGAAGGGCCUGGACAUGGCGCUGAGGGGCCGCUCCGCGGGAAGAUGAAUAAGGGCUGGCUGGAGCUGGAGAGCGACCCGGGCCUCUUCACCCUCCUGGUGGAAGAUUUCGGUAAGAGUCUUUCUUGCCCGCCGAACCGGGGCUGUGGGGGGCUUCAUCUCUGCGCCCUCGCUGUAGGGCCAGAGGCUGCCCUUCCCGUUCUCUUUCCUUUUGUGAUCGCAGGUGUCAAAGGGGUACAGGUGGAGGAGAUCUAUGACCUUCAGAGCAAAUGCCAGGGCCCUGUGUAUGGAUUCAUCUUCCUGUUCAAAUGGAUCGAAGAACGCAGGUCCCGUCGCAAGGUUUCUACCUUGGUGGAUGAUACCUCCGUGAUUGAUGAUGAUAUUGUGAAUAAUAUGUUCUUUGCUCACCAGCUGAUACCCAACUCUUGUGCCACUCAUGCCUUGCUGAGCGUGCUCCUGAACUGCAGCAAUGUGGACCUGGGGCCCACCUUGAGUCGAAUGAAGGAUUUUACCAAAGGUUUCAGCCCUGAGAGCAAAGGAUAUGCAAUUGGCAAUGCCCCAGAGUUGGCCAAGGCACAUAAUAGCCAUGCCAGGCCAGAGCCACGUCACCUCCCUGAGAAGCAGAAUGGUCUUAGUGCAGUGCGGACCAUGGAGGCAUUCCACUUUGUCAGCUAUGUGCCCAUCACAGGACGGCUCUUUGAACUUGAUGGGCUGAAGGUCUACCCCAUUGACCAUGGGCCCUGGGGGGAGGAUGAAGAGUGGACAGACAAAGCCCGGCGGGUCAUCAUGGAGCGUAUCGGCCUCGCCACUGCAGGGGAGCCCUACCACGACAUCCGCUUCAACCUGAUGGCAGUGGUACCUGACCGCAGGAUCAAGUAUGAGGCCAGGCUGCAUGUGCUGAAGGUGAACCGUCAGACAGUACUGGAGGCUCUGCAGCAGCUGAUUAGAGUAACACAACCUGAGCUGAUUCAGACCCACAAGUCUCAAGAGUCACAGCUGCCUGAGGAGUCCAAGCCAGCCAGCGGCAAGUCCCCCCUUGUGCUGGAGGCAGGCAGGACCCCAGCGGCCUCUGAGGGCACCCACACAGACGGUGUGGAGGAGGUGGCUGGUUCAUGCCCACAAGCUCCAACCCACAGUCCUCCCAGCAAACCCAAGCUGGUGGUGAAGCCUCCAGGGAGCAGCCUCAAUGGGGUUCCCCCCAACCCCACCCCCAUUGUCCAGCGGCUGCCGGCCUUUCUAGACAAUCACAACUAUGCCAAGUCCCCCAUGCAGGAGGAGGAAGACCUGGCAGCAGGUGUGGGCCGAAGUCGUGUUCCAGUCCGCCCACCCCAGCAAUACUCGGAUGAUGAGGAUGACUAUGAGGAUGAUGAGGAAGAUGACGUGCAGAACACCAAUUUUGCCAUCAGAUACAAGCGGAAAGGGACAGGGAAGCCAGGGUCAUUGAGCAGUUCUGCGGAGGGGCAGCUGUCAGUGCUACAGCCCAACACCAUCAACGUCUUGGCUGAGAAGCUCCAAGAGUCCCAGAAAGACCUCUCACUUCCUCUGUCCAUCAAGACUAGCAGUGGGACUGGGAGUCCAGCUGUGGCAGUGCCCACACACUCACAGCCCUCACCCACCCCCAGCAAUGAGAGCACAGACACUGCCUCUGAGAUUGGCAGUGCUUUCAACUCACCUUUGCGCUCACCUAUCCGCUCAGCCAACCCAACACGGCCCUCAAGCCCUGUCACCUCCCACAUCUCCAAGGUGCUUUUUGGAGAGGAUGAUAGCCUGCUACGUGUUGACUGUAUACGCUACAAUCGUGCUGUCCGUGACCUGGGUCCUAUCAUCAGUACAGGCCUGCUACACCUUGCUGAGGAUGGUGUGCUGAGUCCCCUGGCACUGACAGAGAGUGGAAAGGGUUCCUCACCUUCCAUCAGACUGAGCCAAGUCAACCAGGGAUCCAGCAGCCUAGAGGAGAAGGAGGUGGUAGAAGCCACAGAUAGCAGAGAGAAGACUGGGUUGUUCAGGCCCAGUGAGCCCUUGAGUGGGGAGAAGUACUCACCUAAGGAACUGCUGGCAUUGCUAAAGUGUGUGGAGGCUGAGAUUGCAAACUAUGAAGCUUGCCUCAAGGAGGAGGUGGAGAAGAGGAAGAAAUUCAAGAUUGAUGACCAGAGAAGGACCCAUAACUAUGACGAGUUUAUUUGCACCUUCAUCUCCAUGCUGGCUCAGGAAGGCAUGCUGGCCAACCUGGUGGAGCAGAACAUCUCUGUGAGGCGGCGUCAAGGGGUCAGCAUUGGCCGGCUUCAUAAGCAGCGGAAGCCUGACCGGCGGAAACGCUCUCGCCCCUACAAAGCCAAGCGCCAGUGAGGGCUGCUAAUCCUGACUGUAGCCUGCUCUUGCCGUGAGGCCCUAACCAGGGCCCCUCUCUGCCCUGUUCCCUCUUUUCCCAGUAUUACUAAAUAGUUCCAGCUGGAGCCCAGGUCCUGGGAGUGGGAACCAGGUCACUGUCCCUUUAUCAUGCCCUGGGAUCUGGCUGAAGGCAGGUCAGCCCCAUAGUGCUCAGGAAGCAGCAGCUGGAGUUGGGCCACAGCGAGGUGCUGUGGCUUCCUCCACAGCCGGCUGUGGAGUGGCAGGACCUGGCCCUGUUGCCUGGGCAGAAUAUAUAUUUUACCUAUCAGAGACGUCUAUUUUUCUCGGCUCCAACCUAUCUUGCCACUGUAUUAAAGUGGCUGGCUUCCCAACUCUGCUUUCUCUCUUAGCAGCUGUCAUCCUGGUGGGGCCAGGUCUCUGAAUCACACCAGGAUCACAACUGUAGGGUUCUAGCUGGGAGCCUCAAUGGGCAUUGAGCCUUGCUGCUCUAGCCUUAGUUGGCAGCCUGUCCUUGUUGUGAGGAAGCCAGGCCUACUUUCUUCAUUCCUUUUGGGAGAGCGCCAAACUCAGGGACCUGGCUGCUGGGCUGGAAUAGGUAUUGUGUGUCCCAGUGAGAAUGGUAUGAACAGCUUACUGGGGUCCCACAGCCUAGCCGAGAGAAGUGUUCAAACUUGUGUGGUGGCCUGUAAACUGCCCUAGUUCUAGCCAGGCUUGUUGAGACUACUGUCCACAGCAAGGCUCUGGGGCUCUUUGCCUUCAGUGUUAGUGUUGUGGCCCUGGCUAUGGGCCUACUUUGGGCUCCUAGUCUCUGUCCCUGGAGCCUGGGGCUCAGAGGAGCCUCUGCCCAGCCCCUCAGUAUUACCAUGUCUCCCUCCUCUUAGGGAUAGCAGAGACGGCUGCUUGCAGGAAGCUGGUACCACUCAGCUUUUCCUGCUGUGCUGGCUUCUUCAGCCUCUGCAAGGUACUCAGGGUGGGGAAAAGCAGGAUCAAGAUAACCGUUGGAACCCUUGUGUUCCCAGAGGGCUCAAUGCCAAGGGGUAAUGGGCUCAGUACCGCCUGAGCUCAGGCCCCAAAUGUAGCCCUGUGGCCUCUGCUGGAUGGCUUUGAAGGUGAUCCAAACAGGCCCCUUAUCUGUACAUACUGACUAGGGGGGACUGGCAGGUGUGGCAGCUGCCUCUGGGCUGAGCACGGCCUGAACCCCCGGCUCCUGUAAAUACUGGAUCCGUGAAUGAAUAAAACCGCUAAGAAGUGAUCCCUCCUGUGGUUGCUGGCCUAAGGUCUGCAGGUUAGGCUGUGAUGGGAGUGAGGGAGCUAGACCUCCUGGGCCCAAGGCCCUAUGACAAGAGAGCUGGACUAUUAUACUUUCCUGGGGUGUCUGAGCCAGAGAUCCUUGGGACGCUAAUCUGUCUGGGUGGGGGUCUGGGAGUGUCUUCCAUUGGGCUGUGGACAAGGUACACUGUGGGGAGAGGGCUUGGCUUCCACCUGAUUGGUGGCUUUGCACCAGAGGUGCUGGGGCUUUGGGUUGAGGAGACAGGGCUGCCUCUAGUCCUGCCUGGUACAGUUUCUGGAGGAACACAGAGAUCUGGGAGAGCACAUGUCUCAUUCCUUAUAUUAGGACACAUACAGCAGGCCAAAGCUGUCUCUGCUGCUUUCUUCCUUAUUGACCAUGUUCUUUGCUGAGGCUGCUGUGGCUUCUCACCACUAUACUAGCAAUAGGUCCUACAGAGAGGGUCUCAUGCAGGCAGCUAAGGCACAGCUGGA
This is a messenger RNA of Castor canadensis (American beaver), 4131 nucleotides long. It is a transcript of the gene Bap1, whose product is annotated as BRCA1 associated deubiquitinase 1. Gene Ontology annotation, molecular function: cysteine-type deubiquitinase activity. Gene Ontology annotation, biological process: protein deubiquitination; ubiquitin-dependent protein catabolic process. The record is from RefSeq and is a predicted model, not a curated record. Gene Ontology annotation, cellular component: cytoplasm. NCBI's taxonomy places the organism in Eukaryota, Metazoa, Chordata, Mammalia, Rodentia, Castoridae.